Messenger RNA from Myodes glareolus (Bank vole), 3253 nucleotides. RefSeq names its product growth factor independent 1 transcriptional repressor (gene Gfi1). Gene Ontology annotation, biological process: regulation of transcription by RNA polymerase II. Lineage: Eukaryota; Metazoa; Chordata; Mammalia; Rodentia; Cricetidae. Gene Ontology annotation, molecular function: DNA-binding transcription factor activity, RNA polymerase II-specific; RNA polymerase II cis-regulatory region sequence-specific DNA binding. The record is from RefSeq and is a predicted model, not a curated record.
GCAAAGCCCUCCAGGGUGCUAGAGGGGCGUAGGUUUGUGGCUGGAGUGAGGACGUGUCUACCGUGUCCCGCGUGGUUGCUGACGCGCCGACCCACCGCGGAAUCAUGCAGCCCUUCUGCUUCCCACGGGUCUUGUUUCUGGCCAACGCCGGCCUGGGCCUCACUAAGGCCCCCAGGACCCUUGCUCUGUUUUCUUUCUUUUCAUGCUUGCUUUAAGAACUGUCUCUUGGUUGGAGCCUCUGGCUGUACAGUCAGUCAGGGGCUUUUAAGAGGCAGAGCCCGGGUCCUGGGAGCCGAACCUGACCAAGGAGUGUGACGUGCUCGACCCCAGGCCUUCUGGAGCCUUGGUCUCCUGCAGAAAUUUCCAGCAUACUUUUCUUCCAUCCCUCCGGGGAAGAUCACACACUAGGGUUGGGGAUCUGGAGCAGGGAUCCCUAGUCAGGUGUGCUCUGUACUGUGCCCUGGGAGCGAAGCAGCUCCUGUUCCGCAGUCUAAACCGCCCCAAGACCAAGGAUCAGAGGUGUUUGUCGGCCUCGACUUCCCUGAGCCCUGGUCCCUGAGCCCGCCACAGCCGUUCCCGCCGGCUUGGGAACGACCCCCAUCGCCUUGGACCUCGGAGGCAGGCACACAUUCGUUAAACCGUAUGCCUCCUCAGUGUCGCCCCCCCCCCCAGCCGACCUGGAGCUGGGACGCAGUAGCAGCCCCGCCUCCGCGCCGGGGUCAGGUUUCGACCCGAGAUUAGGUGAACUGAUUGGGGGUUAAUGAGAGCGACGCCAGCUCUCAGCCGUGCUGGCUCCGGGGACCCCCGGCCUCCUGGCCACUGAUCGCUCGCACGCGCUCCGGUUUCAUCUGACUGGUCCCCUAAACCGGUGCUGCUCCACGGAUUUGGGCGCCGCGUGUUUGGCAGUCUGUGCACCCUCAGUUCAGCCUCAAGUUCCUUAGGACAAGAUCAUUGAACUUGGAGUAACCUCAGGCUGAGGAUCCAAACAUUCAUCCAGAGGCUGGCCAUCAUGCCGCGCUCCUUCCUGGUCAAGAGCAAGAAGGCGCACAGCUACCACCAACCGCGUUCCCCGGGGCCAGACUACUCCCUCCGUCUGGAGACUGUGCCCGCGCCGGGAAGAGCAGACCCUGUGAAUGCAGGCGAGGCGAAGACGGCGCCCCGAGACCGUUUGUCCCCCGACUCUCAACUAACCGAGGCUAAUGACAAAGCCUCCGCGACCCCCGACAGCUGCGAAGGCAGCGUUUGUGAUCCGAGCUCCGAGUUCGAGGACUUCUGGAGGCCCCCUUCUCCCUCGGUGUCUCCAGCCUCUGAGAAGUCGCUGUGCCGGUCUCUGGACGAAGUUCAACCCUACACCCUGCCUUUCAAGCCCUACGCUUGGAGCGGCCUCGCCGGGUCCGACCUGCGGCACCUGGUGCAGAGCUACCGGCAGUGCACCGCCCUGGAGCGCAGCGCGGGAUUGAGCCUCUUCUGCGAGCGCGGCGGGGAGCCGGGCCACUCGGCCCCGCUGUACGGCCCUGAGCCGGCUGCGGGCGGAGCCGGUGCGGGGCCACCCGGGACCUGUGGUGCUGCGGGCGGAGCCACCGGCGACUCUGGCCUGGGGCUCUACGGAGACUUCGGGCCUGCGGCGGCCGGGCUCUACGAACGGCCGAACACAGCAGCAGGCAGGUUGUACCAAGAUCGCAGCCACGAGAUCCACGCAGACAAGAGCGUGGGCGUCAAGGUGGAGUCAGAACUGCUGUGCACCCGCCUGCUGUUGGGCGGUGGUUCCUACAAAUGCAUCAAAUGCAGCAAGGUGUUCUCCACACCGCACGGGUUGGAGGUGCACGUGCGCCGGUCCCACAGCGGCACGAGACCAUUCGCGUGCGAGAUGUGCGGCAAGACCUUCGGGCACGCGGUGAGCCUGGAGCAGCACAAGGCCGUACACUCGCAGGAACGAAGCUUUGACUGUAAGAUCUGUGGCAAGAGCUUCAAGCGGUCGUCCACGCUGUCCACACACCUGCUCAUUCACUCGGACACGCGACCCUACCCCUGUCAGUACUGUGGCAAGAGAUUCCACCAGAAGUCCGACAUGAAGAAACACACCUUCAUCCACACAGGUGAGAAGCCCCACAAAUGCCAGGUGUGCGGCAAAGCGUUCAGUCAGAGCUCCAACCUCAUUACCCACAGCAGAAAGCACACGGGUUUCAAGCCCUUCGGUUGCGACCUGUGUGGGAAGGGCUUCCAGAGGAAGGUGGAUCUCAGGCGGCACCGGGAGACGCAGCAUGGACUCAAAUGAGCACCGUGGCCGCCUGCGUCAGCAGCUGCGAACACUACUGUAGAGGACUGCCUGCCUCCCGGCCCUGCUCAGACCCUGCGUCCAGUGAGCAAAGCUCACUAUGGCUUUCCCCCUUCACCUUCCUUCCCAAAGCUGCUGGAGACUGAACUCCCUUUGCAGAGGUCAGCCCAGAGUGGGAGCCACAACCACAGAAUUGUCUGAAGAUGCGGAUCCGAUGAAAUCUCGCACCUCCCAGUCUUUCGCUUUUCUGCUCUGUCUCACAGGCAGGAAAGAACUGGUAAACUUUGGGCCCUGUCUGGUGCGUUAUUUAGAAAGGACGAGCAUUACUCUUCUGAAGACACUGGUUUAGGGAAGGGGCUUCAUUCCUCUGACAUCAGCAGAGGCACUAUCGUCAAGUUUGUCAGAAAAAAGCAGAAAAAAAAGUGGACUUGGUGAUGAGAGGGAGUCAGAGGUCCCAGGAGGUGGGACUGUGGGGUCAGUUCCUGGGGACAAGAUGCCCUUCAUCUGCUCAGCAAGCAUUUAUUGACCGCAGGUUAUCAGAGUAAGGAACUGGGGAGCCAGAGAUUGAAGUCAACCACCCCUGCCUCUCAAAUGUUAUCGGCUGAACUUCAAAGUAGCUAGAGCUCGCGUCCUCCUCCUCCAAGGGAGUUCUGAAAAGACCAUGCAAAUAUUCAGACUUCCCACUUGACACUUUGGGGGCUUCGCAAGUUAAACAAAAAGCAACAAGAGGAUUAUUUAAAAAAUUCAUGGGCAAAUCCAGUCUUUAUUGUUAAGUGGAUCCUUUACCAGCCUGGGCUGGUAGAUGUGGGGCAAAGGCAUUGAACCUCAACUCCUGCCCCUUGUGUACCAUCUAGGAGAGAAGUAUUCUUUCUACUGUGAGGUUUUGUAAAUGUUUCUAAAUCUUCUUGAGUGCAUUAUGUAUGUUAGAUUAUAUUUAUUAGAAUGUUGUUUUAAAUUAAUAAAGUAUUAAGACUGUUA